AUGAGCUUCCUUCGCCCCAUGUCGAUGCUGCGUUCGGCAGCUCUACGGCCCGCACUUUCGGCGGCCCCCCGUGCCCGUGUACAAGUCCGCUUCGCGACCUCAGAUUACGGUUCCGGUAAGGGCAACCCAGCUGGAGAGUCACCGGAGAAGCAAGGCCAGAACCCCAGCGAGAACCUCGAGCAUCCCGGCCCCGCACCGCCCAAGGUUGCCCAAGGCCAGUCUUCGUCGUCGCCAAACAAGGACGGCAACUCGAACCAGAAUGAGUCCCCCAAGCCCUCAUCAGAGUCGCCAGCUCCUUCAUCAAACAAGUCUGGCAAGCGCGAGUUCUCGACAUUUGCACGCCAGAUGAAGGAGAGCAAAGAGCCAGCCGUCAAGCAGGGUCAAGACAACAAGCCCAGCCCCAACGAAGUCAAAGGUGCGAAACCCAAAAUCCUCAACGAAAACCCUCCUGCACCCGAAGAAGAGAGCGAGGACGUCAAGCAACACAACAAGGACAUGGGUAACCGGGCGGAACAGGCGCAUGAGAAGGUCGACAAUGAGGAAGCAGAGAAGGACAAAGUCCCUGCCAGCUUCUGGAAAGGCGAAGGUGGACGAAGUGGAUCUGAAGGCGUACGAGGAUGA
This is a messenger RNA of Alternaria arborescens, 621 nucleotides long. RefSeq lists its product as hypothetical. The coding region runs from base 1 to 621 and encodes 206 amino acids. The transcript is spliced from 2 exons. NCBI's taxonomy places the organism in Eukaryota, Fungi, Ascomycota, Dothideomycetes, Pleosporales, Pleosporaceae. The record is from RefSeq and is a predicted model, not a curated record.